Messenger RNA from Peronospora matthiolae, 882 nucleotides. Lineage: Eukaryota; Oomycota; Peronosporomycetes; Peronosporales; Peronosporaceae. The record is from the annotation of a GenBank genome assembly.
AUGAUCGGCAACACACUCAUUAUGACGCUCAAAGUGCUGGCGUGGCUCAAUACGGGCUCGAAUGCCAUGCUCUCGGAAGCAAUUCACUCGCUCGUGGACACGGACACUAGCAACCAGGCGAUUCUGAUCUUGGGCUUGAAGCAAGCAUCGGGUGUGCCGCAUAAAAAGCACCAAUAUGGAUACACACGUGCUGCGUACUUUGGAUUGUUCAUCUCUGCGCUUGGCUUAUGCUGGUUAGGUUCUGGGGUGACGGUUGUCCACGGGAUCCAGUCGCUCUUGGAUCCUCCGAAAGAGCUUUUUCUUUCGUGGGAAGUGUGGGGUGUGCUAGCAGCUUCUUUUGGCAUUGACGGAUGGGUGCUGAAGCGGUCAGUACAGGAACUGAGGGCUUCUCAGCCCCAAGACAUGUCGUUUUACAAGCAUGUGACGCGGACAAAGGAUCCGUUUCUGAUGGCUGUGCUGCUGGAAGACAUGUCAGCAUGUGUGGGUAUCGUUAUUGCUGGAUGUGGCAUUGGGGCCAGCCACAUUACAGGCAACCCGAGGUAUUUAUUGGGCCAGUCAGUGGAACCGGAAAUCGAGAAUGGCAUCCGUGAGCUGCUGCUGGCGCGUCCGUCCAUUGGCAACGUCUAUGCUGUCCAUUCACAGUGGGUCGGGCCAUCGACAUUUAGUUACAAGGCUGAAGUUGACUUCGAUGGGACGUUCUUGGCGGCGAAACUGCUGCGAAUGUGCAAGCCGGUGUUUUUAGAGACAAAAGAUUUUGAAAAAGGUUUGCCGCUCACGCUUGCUUGGUACGCGGAGGAUGUGACUCGUCUUGUCGAGAAAGAGGUGCAAGAAGUAGAAGAGGUUAUUCGCGGCAUUUACCCCGAGGCCGCCUUCAUCGAGUGA